AUGUGCAAGGAGAAGCACCACCGCGACUGGAUCCUCCACCGCUGCUGCGGCGCCAUCGCCGCCUGCAUCCUCACGCUCUUCGCCGUGGUCGGCUUCAUCGUGCUCGUCAUCUACCUGGCGCUGCACCCCUCCAAGCCGUCCUUCUACCUCCAGGAUGUGCAGAUCUGGUCCAUCGACCCGGCGCUCUCCCUCGACAUCCAGGACGAACUAACGCACGGUACCUGCCGGGCUGCCGGCCGGCACCACGACGACGACGCAGGUGACGAUCGCGUCGCGGAACCCGAACGACCGUGUGGGCGUGUACUACAAGACGCUGGACGUGUUCACGACGAGCCGGUGCCGGUGCCGGUGCCGGUGUCGAUGCCGUCGAUCUACCAGGGCCACAAGGACGUGUCGGUGUGGUCCCCCGUGAUGUCGGGCGACGCCGUGCCCGUGGCGCAGUACGUGGCGGACGCCAUGAAGCAGGACAUCGCGGCGGGCUACGUGCUGCUCCACGUCAAGGUGGAGGGCCGCGUCAAGUGGAAGGUCGGCAGCUGGGUCUCCGGCGGCUACCACCUCUUCGUCGCCUGCCUCGCGCUGCAAAGAAGGGCAUUCAUGUUAUUUUACCAGCCACUUACGCCGUUAUUAGCCUAA
Molecule: messenger RNA, 633 nt
Organism: Miscanthus lutarioriparius
Lineage: Eukaryota; Viridiplantae; Streptophyta; Magnoliopsida; Poales; Poaceae
Source: the annotation of a GenBank genome assembly